Molecule: messenger RNA, 1254 nt
Organism: Trypanosoma brucei brucei TREU927
Lineage: Eukaryota; Euglenozoa; Kinetoplastea; Trypanosomatida; Trypanosomatidae
Exons: 1
Coding region: 1-1254 (417 amino acids)
Source: RefSeq, a predicted model, not a curated record
AUGCUUCACGCGACAUUGGUGCUGUCAAACUUUAUCAUUCUGCUCAUUCUCUCGAGUCGAAAGGGGAGAGGGAAGUUUUUGCUGUUCUCACUCGGUUGCAGAGGGGUGUGGCUCUUCCCUGGAAUGACUGAGUACAAGAAACUUUGCGCCCUUGUGGAUCAACUGAAGCAGGAGACCGCCGUGCUCAUUGACGCCUUCAAGGAUGAUGACAGAGGAGAUGUAGUUGCUCUGCACUCGCAGGCAGUGUCGGUUCAAACCUUAAUAACGAAUUGCCGUCCUCGUGUGGUGAAGAUUCUGCACAAGGGUCGGGAAAAGGACCCCGACAAGCAAAUAUACAAUGAACGGAUGUGCGUAGCAAUUGAGCAACUCUUUGAAGACUUUUGCACCGUUGUAGGUUCUCUGUUUGACACUUCCGCAAGCGGACUAAUACUUUCAGAAGAAAACUUGAAUUAUGAGGAAUGCCCACCACUUGCUUGGGUCGAGGACUUGUAUGAUGAACAUGUGUUGAGACUGGCGCAAACGGAAGCGUGGCAGAAACGCCUGGCAGGUAACGUCGUGGACCUGGUGCGGAUGGAGGUAGAGAGUCGUGAUGUUUGUGCUGCCGAGGAGAAGCGGGCCCGGGCAGCUUUAAUGAUGGAAAGGAAAAGUGAAAAAAAUGCCGUUCAGCAAAUGCUUGAUGAAAGAGAGGCGGCCAAGUGGUUUGCGGAGAUCCAACGUCGCGAGGCGGAGCAUGAAGGGUUGCUUCUGAAGUCCAAACUAUACGAUAUUUCGGCCGCACCAUCAGUGUUGAAGGAUGUUUCACCUCCCUUUCGUGGGCCCUUGGCGUUGAAUGUGCUGCAGCUGGUGCGCGCGCUUCGCACAACCCCCGAAGAUUCCAAUAUCCGCCGCAUUCGGUGUAACAACUUGCGCGUGAUGACAGAGUAUGGCCAUGUUGCUCUAUGCAGCGAAUGCCACACCUGCUGGACAAUAGUGACCUCCACGGAGGUUUUGUGGUAUAUGCUGGGGUACACGGUUGAGUAUUCCUCUCUUCCUACAGUUCACAUCCCGACCUUGAUUGAAUCCAACCCAUCGCUUCGGCUUCCAUGCGGUGGCCUCGCAUCGGAGCAUGUAUUCUUCCCUGUAGGCUUCGAGGACUACUCUGAACGUUUGUUUGUCCUCCACGAGCCCAACCCUACGGAGGAACCGAAUGAGUGGAUGGACUGGUACACCCGUAUGGGAGCAAUAGUGCACUCUUUGGAAGCUUGCAAGUUUUAG